This is a messenger RNA of Vairimorpha ceranae, 1677 nucleotides long. Its product is annotated as ankyrin repeat domain-containing protein 32. Bases 1 to 1677 code for a protein of 558 amino acids. The transcript has a single exon. Gene Ontology annotation, biological process: positive regulation of double-strand break repair. The record is from RefSeq and is a predicted model, not a curated record. NCBI's taxonomy places the organism in Eukaryota, Fungi, Microsporidia, Nosematidae.
AUGGAGCAUUCACAAGAAUUUGAGAUAGAAAAUACGCACAAACCAAAAAUUUUUAUUACUACAACAGGAAUUUCAGAAGAAGAAAAAAAUUUAAUAAAAAAAUUACUGCCGCAAAAUAUAAUUUUAGAGGACGAAUUAACGACAUUAACUACUUAUUUGAUAAGUUAUAAAUCUUUUAUUAGUGAUAAGUUUAUACAAGCAAUGAUAUGGAAUAUAAAGUUAAUUAAAAUAGACUGGUUAUAUAAUAUAGAUACCAAUCCUAAUAUAUACAUAUUAAGACCAUUAGAAGGAAUAGAAUUUACAUCAAAUGAAAUAACAAAUGACAUAUUUAUAAAUUAUUACAUAUUGAUGGGUGCAAUAUACAACGAAAAUCUUACAAUUUCUACUGGCUUUCUUAUUUCUAAUAUAAAAGAAGGAGAAAAAAUAGAUUUUUGUACUAAACAUUCUAUACCAGUUAUAAAUACAGAAAAUAUUUUUAAAAACAAUUAUAAACUAUUACAACGACCAUUUACAAUUCGAGCUUUUAAGAUCGAUUGUGAAAAAGUUUUUAAUGAUAAGUGUUUUUAUAUUGAUCCAAAUUUUCAUAAAAAUCUAUUUAACUUGUUAAAAAGAUUAAUUAUAGAACAUGGAGGAAGUAGAGUAUCUUUAAUAGAUAAAAAUGUUGAUUACAUUUUGACUUCUAGUUCUAAAGAAUAUGAAAACACAAAACAUAAACUUUUACAUUAUCAAUAUAUUUUUGACUGUGUUGAAUACAAAGCAGAACUUUUUCCUAAUUCUUAUUUUGUACACAAAGAAAGGAAAUUUAAUGUAUUAAAAAAUGCAAUAUGUUGUAUUUCAAAAUGUUUGAAAAAAGAUAGUCAACUAAUUGUAAAUAAACUUAAGGCCUUGGGAAGUUUAAUACGAGACAGUGAUAGCUUAGCCUGUACACACCUCAUUAUAAAAGAUAAAAAUGAAUUUAAACUUAGUUCUCUUAAACCUUAUAAAAUUGUAACUGUUGAUUGGAUAGACCAAUGCUUGUACACACUUAAACACGUUAGAGAAGAAAAAUAUUUAGUAAAAGAGUCAAAUUUAAGCCUGUUUUCACAACCAAAUAAUAAAAUAUCGACAAAGCGUGUCAGAACAUCAGUUAUAAAAGAUAUAAUAUUUCAAUUUACCGGAUUACCUUCAUUUUUAAAAAAUAGAGCUAUAGAAAUGCUAAAAAAAUAUGAUAUAAAAUAUAUUGUUAGUGAUAAAUAUGAAAAUUGCACACAUCUAAUAAUGGGAAAUCUUAGUACAUCAGAAAAGUUUUUAUCUGCUCUUUGUAACGGUGCCUGGAUACUCACUCCGGAAAUUAUUGAUGUUUUUGAUAACUCAUUGCAUUUUAAUUACGAAAAAUAUGAAUGGAAAGUUGAUGAAAAUACAAAUGAAAAAGAUAUAAAAAUAAUUAACUCAAUAAAAAAAUGGCGCGAGCGUGUUUUAAAAACAGGAUAUCCUGCUUUUUACAAAUGGAGAGUAAAACUUUACGCACCUGAAUCCAAAAUAAAAAAUUUUUCACGGGUGAUUGAGAAUGGAGGAGGUACAAUUGUUAAAAAUGAUAAUUUUACACAUUGUUUUGUAGCAAAAAAUUAUGAAAAAAAUAUAAAAGAGAAAAAGUUUUACAGCACUGAUUAUAUUUUUUCAUAUUUGUUUAGAGAAUAA